This is a messenger RNA of Prunus persica (peach), 1218 nucleotides long. Its product is annotated as F-box protein At5g07610. Gene Ontology annotation, molecular function: protein binding. NCBI's taxonomy places the organism in Eukaryota, Viridiplantae, Streptophyta, Magnoliopsida, Rosales, Rosaceae. The record is from RefSeq and is a predicted model, not a curated record. The transcript has a single exon. Bases 1 to 1218 code for a protein of 405 amino acids.
AUGCAGAGUCUCUGUCUCAAACCACCCAACAUCUCCCCACCAGCAGAAACCAUAGCCAGCAACCAGGAUCUCCUAACACCGGUCCUUCUAUGCAUUCCAGCUCGUUCUCUACUUCGCUUCAAGUGCGUCUGCAAGAAUUGGUUCGCUCUCAUCUCCAACCGUAAAUUUUGUGACAUCCACACCUCCAAAAACCCGUACCCCAAUGUCUCAGCCUUCUUCUUUCACACGGCAAUACAUGAUUUCUACUUCAUAUCAAUUCCGAACAAUGAAAAUCAAUCUGGAUCCCUCUUGAAACCUCCCAGGAUCAUCGAACACCCACCACGCAUCAAGAUUUUGCAAUCCUGCAAUGGCCUGCUCUUGUGCUGUUCCUUACAAGAAAUUACGAACACAAGUAGUACCCCCAGAUGUUAUUUUGUUCUCAAUCCCACAACCAACAAAUUUUCAGCUAUCACUAAUUCACCAUAUGCCACUAAAUCCACAAGCAUUUUGGGGGAUGCUUUGGCUUUUGACCCUUCCAAAUCGCUUCAUUACAAGGUCCUCUGCAUUCGGUGCAUUGCUGGAUCUGUUAUAUCUUUCCAGAUAGAGAUUUAUUCGUCUGAGACUCGGAAUUGGACACUUCGUGAGUCCACCUUUCUUAGGCCAUUCCAUAUAGACUUUAGCCACGGGGUGUACUUCAAUGGCGCAAUCAAUUGGAUUAGCCAUACAAGUAGGGUGUUGCAUUAUAACAUAGACGAAGAAAGUCAUGGAAUGGUGUCUAGGCCUCCGAGUUACAAUGUUUUUCGCAAGAGGGAGUAUAGAUAUUUUGGAGAGUCUCGUGGCCAUUUGCACCUCAUCGAAAUUUAUAGGCCUUGUGUUACUCAAUUUGACGUGAUGGAGAUGGGGGGGGACUACUCUGGCUGGUUUGUCAUGUACCACGUUGAUCUUGAUCCAAUAGCCGCCGCAUUUCCUGAGAUGGUCCCGGAACAUAAUAUUGUUGACCCUAGCAAGGAGGAAACUUGGUAUUAUGCAUUUGUUGUUCUCUUUCUUGCUAGAGAAGUAAACAAAGAGGGUUCAUCUCUGCUGUUGCAUAUUCCUUGUAAGGUCAUCUCUUAUAAUCUGAGGGAUAAGAGCUUUGAGAAAGCUUAUGAGUUAACUUCCAAAGGCACUGAGAGUAAGAGAUCAUUGCAAGUUGGAUGGCGAGAUGCUUACCAUUAUAUGGAGACUUUGGCUUGUGUGUGA